Messenger RNA from Bactrocera oleae (olive fruit fly), 1049 nucleotides. It is a transcript of the gene Prx6a, whose product is annotated as Peroxiredoxin 6a. Gene Ontology annotation, molecular function: peroxiredoxin activity. Lineage: Eukaryota; Metazoa; Arthropoda; Insecta; Diptera; Tephritidae. Gene Ontology annotation, cellular component: cytosol; mitochondrion. Gene Ontology annotation, biological process: cellular oxidant detoxification; cell redox homeostasis. The record is from RefSeq and is a predicted model, not a curated record.
GUAGCACUGCAUAGCGUUCUUUCCACUCGUUCCACAAACAAUUCGCAACACUUUUAUUUGUAGCCGGCCGGCAACUAGUUGAAUUUCACAAAUUAAUUCUUAUUCGCGACGCUUUAAAAUUCCAUUAGUAUUGUGAGAAAAUGACAGCUCCCAGCAAAGCAUUAAAUAUUGGUGAUGACUUCCCUAAUUUUCAUGCGGAAACAAAUGAAGGUCCCAUUGACUUUCAUGAUUGGAUUGGCAAUUCCUGGGCCAUUUUGUUUUCACAUCCAGCCGAUUAUACACCAGUGUGCACAACGGAAUUGGCGCGUGUAGCUAAACUCCUGCCGGAAUUUGCUAAACGAAAUGUAAAGCCAAUUGCUUUAUCUGUUGAUACGGUUGAGUCGCAUAAAGGAUGGAUAGAGGAUAUUAAAAGCUAUGGUGAUUUAAACUCUUUUGACUAUCCAAUUAUUGCUGAUAACAAACGUGAAUUGGCUGUCAAAUUAAAUAUGUUGGAUAAGGAUGAGCUAAACAAAGAUGGCAUACCACUAACCUGUCGUGCUGUAUUCAUUAUUGAUGACAAAAAGAAGCUACGCCUUUCAAUUCUUUAUCCAGCUACAACUGGUAGAAAUUUUGAUGAAAUACUGCGUGUAAUCGACUCACUUCAACUCACACAACAUAAGUCGGUGGCUACGCCAGCUGAUUGGAAGCAAGGUGAUGCGUGCAUGGUUUUGCCCACGGUCAUGGAGAAUGACGUUCCGAAGCUAUUUCCAGCAGGCGUUGAAGUGGUUGCAGUACCAUCAGGGAAGACUUAUUUGCGUAAAACGCCACAACCAUAGAUUUUAAUAAUCUAAAAGUUAAAUCGUUUAUAAAGCUACUCCUAACAAUGGCUAUUUUGUAUUGUACCUUUAAAAAUCUUAUUGAUAAUAAUUUGUUUUGUGUUAUGAAUUCCUAAAUUUUUAAUUAUUUUAAUGCUUGUUUUUUAAUAUUCUUUGUCAUAAAUUAUCCGUUACACAAUGCUUUUUGUUAAUAAAAAAAAACUAUUUUGAAUUAUAUAUGCGCUGCAACAAUAA